Molecule: messenger RNA, 2209 nt
Organism: Linum tenue
Lineage: Eukaryota; Viridiplantae; Streptophyta; Magnoliopsida; Malpighiales; Linaceae
Source: the annotation of a GenBank genome assembly
CACAAAAAUAAGAAGAGAAACUGUAGAAAGAGAGCCAUUUUCCCCCCUUUCCCCCCUUUCCACCUUCUUCUUCCCUCUUCUUCUUCACUUUCCCUAAUCUUUUUUCCAUUUCCCUCACAACCCCUCUUCCCCAACUUCGCCAAAGCUUCCAACUUCAUCGCCAUCACCGGGAAAAGAAGAAGCUUGAAAAAGAAGAGAAAGGGACAAAAAUUACACACAGAAGGACUUCAUCAUGGGCUGCUGUGCUUCUUCCUUUCUAGCAGAAACCCACCCAGAAAAGGACCAUCUUAACAAGCCCCAGGUCCUCCACCCUCCUCCUCCGUCGGCUGUCAUCGAUUCUCCCGCCGCCGCAGCCGGCGGCGGCGGAGUUGGAGGAGGAGUCCCUUCUUUCUCGGAAUUCUCCUUCUCCGACCUAAAAGCUGCCACCAACAACUUCAGCUCCGACAACAUAGUCUCCGAGAGCGGGGAGAAGGCGCCCAAUCUUGUCUACAAAGGCCGCCUCUCCAACCGGCGGUGGAUUGCCGUGAAGAAGUUCACUAAGAUGGCUUGGCCCGAUCCUAAGCAGUUUGCGGAGGAAGCUUGGGGAGUUGGGAAGUUAAGGCAUAAGAGGAUGGCGAAUUUGAUAGGGUAUUGCUGUGAUGGGGAUGAACGGCUGCUUGUUGCCGAGUAUAUGCCAAAUGAUACGCUUGCCAAACACUUGUUCCAUUGGGAAAAUCAAACUAUAGAAUGGGCCAUGCGAUUAAGGGUUGCGCUCUACAUAGCUGAAGCCCUAGACUAUUGCAACUCUGAGGGUCGUCAUUUGUACCAUGAUCUGAAUGCCUACAGGGUACUCUUCGAUGAGGAUGGAGAUCCCCGCCUUUCCUGUUUCGGCUUGAUGAAAAAUAGUAGGGAUGGGAAGAGUUAUAGUACAAACCUGGCCUACACCCCUCCUGAGUAUCUAAAGAAUGGAAGGGUAACUGCAGAAAGUGUUACUUACAGUUUCGGCACUGUCCUCCUUGAUUUACUAAGUGGAAAGCAUAUUCCUCCAAGUCAUGCUCUUGACAUGAUAAGAGGAAGAAACAUAAUUCUCUUGAUGGAUUCUCAUUUGGAAGGGAACUUCUCUACAGAAGAAGCCACUGCAGUUGUUGGUCUUGCCUCUCAAUGUUUACAGUAUGAACCUAGGGAAAGGCCUAGCACAAAGGAACUUGUUGCGACACUUUCUCCUCUGCAGCCAAAGCCUGAUGCUCCAUCGUACGUGAUUCUCGGAAUACCCAAACACGAGGAGGCACCACCGACUCCACAGCGUCCUCUUUCACCCAUGGGAGAGGCCUGUUCAAGAAUGGACCUCACAGCAAUUCACCAGAUAUUGGUAAUGACGCACUACAAAGACGACGAGGGUACAAAUGAGUUGUCAUUUCAAGAGUGGACCCAACAAAUGAGAGACAUGCUGGAGUCUAGAAAGAGAGGAGACUUUGCAUUCCGGGACAAAGAUUUCAAAGCCGCCAUCGAUUGUUACUCUCAGUUCAUAGAUGUAGGAACUAUUGUUUCGCCCACUGUUUUUGCAAGACGUAGUCUUUGCUAUCUGCUGUGCGAUCAACCAGACGCUGCCCUUCGAGACGGAAUGCAAGCGCAGUGCGUUUAUCCAGAUUGGCCUACGGCGUUCUACAUUCAGUCCGUCGCACUGGCCAAGUUGAACAUGCACACUGAUGCAGCCGACAUGCUGAAUGAAGCUGCAUCUCUAGAAGAAAAGAAGCAUAGAGGAGGAGGGAAAGGUUCAUGAGAAGAAUAAGGAACUUGUGUAUAAGCAACGGAAAGGGUAAAAAAAAGAUCCAUCUCCAAGCGUGUUGUUGUAAAAUGGCGAGCCGAGGAUUGGAUUUGUUGAUUGAUUAUAAGAGAAAGUAGGGAGGGAGGGAAAAAGAAAGGGAUUAGAAUAGGAGAAUACUUAAUUGGAUGGAUUGGUCUGCAGUUUGGCUCCCCCAUUUUGAUGGGGUAGAGAAGAGGAAUUAAGUGAGGUAGUUUGUCAAUGUUGUAAUUAUAGAUGAAAAUCUGCUGCUUUGUACAUGCCUGUUGUAGUUAUGAAUUAUGAUGGUAUUAUCUCCUUGUGGAAUUGAUCAUUUGACUAGUAAUUUCAAGUGGAACAUUCCUUGGUAUGCAGGGAAAUGGAUUGGUAACUAAGGAUCUUUUCUUGUAGAAAUGUUAUAGUUGUAAGUUUACAUUCUUUUUUGGACAU